Molecule: messenger RNA, 1176 nt
Organism: Phytophthora sojae
Lineage: Eukaryota; Oomycota; Peronosporomycetes; Peronosporales; Peronosporaceae
Exons: 2
Coding region: 1-1176 (391 amino acids)
Source: RefSeq, a predicted model, not a curated record
AUGGUCGGCUUUUUCCAGACUUCGCUCGGGGCACACCUCUCUCUCGUUGAAGCUGCUCAGUCUGUGCUUCCGGCAGAGCUCUUCCGCUCGAGGAUGUUAACCAAGCUCCAGUCGACAGUUGACCGCGCAGCCCAAGAUGAAAGUCUGCUGAUGUCUGUGUCCGAGAUUGUAGCGUUCCUCAAACAGUUCUACGGGGGCGUAGCGCCGAUCUUGGAGGUUUUGUCGACUAGUCACCUUGUCCGGGCAUUUCUCGCGCUUUCCCGGGUAGAGUUUGCGCGCGAGGUGUGUGCUUCAGCAGCUGCGAAUGCCCCGAUGCAAACUGUCACACAACGGUUGGAGCAGGCGUUGGAGCAGACGGCAGCGUCGCCUGAAGCGAUCUUCGCACCAGUCUUGCGCUCUCUUGCGAUGCACUCGAUGACUGCGAACGCCGCUAUCCCUACUGAGGUCGAUAUCAUUGCUGGAUGCCAGGCGUUGGCUGUGGGCCUUGUCAUGCAGCGCAAGCUUCGCGUGUUGCUCUUCCAGUGCGCGUCUCUAAUUGACGAUGCGCUAUCAGUGGUCUUUUCGGGGCUCUACAACGUGUUUGAACCGGUGGACGCCUUCGCGCACCGGUUUCUCGGAGUUUGCCUCACGCACCUGGCGCAGUUCACCCCGCUGUUUACAGUCUUCCCCCACUACUUACAAGUCACGCUCGCUGCGUACCCAGCCAACGCAUCUCGCCAAGCGCUCACCAAAGCCUGCGGCGCCAUCUUCGGCUCACUGUUCUACUCGGAGGCUCUCAGAAUGCCGAUAGGAGGUGACAGUGAAAUUACGGAGACGGCGCAGCGCUUGGUCCUGUGGGCAGUCCGCAAGUGCUGCGAGCGGAGCUCCGAGCUACUGACCGAGGAGGCCAAGCGCACGGAUGGAUUGUACCUCGCAGGACUGGUCUUCGAGCUGAUGAAGAUGACGCCGAUGAAUAUCCUGCAGGCGAGUGCAAUGGAAGCGGAGCGGCUUUUGGCUCGCUGGAGGAGCAACCCUCGGAUUCUGCGCGAGUUGAAGAGCGCGCUAUUUGCUCGGAUCUCUCAAAACUGCGAAGCUGAGAAGCGAGCGUGGUUCGCCGCCUGGUACAUCGAGGUCGACAGACUCUAUCCAGUCGAACCUGAAUCGGCCGCCAAGCCCAUGACGUCGUCUCGCCUAUAG